AAGAAAAUUCAAAAUCGGAGGAAAAAUCGGAAGGAAGAUGGCGGGAUCCCUAACUGCAUCAGUCCACCGAGGAAACGCGGAGGCUUCGGGAAAUCUCCGAUGGUUAAUCAGCUUCGCUCGGUUUAUUCCGUUUCCAUCCUCUCCAUCUCCGUAUCCAGGACUCGUUCCUCUCGGAAAGAGAGAGCUGAGCUCGUCGCCCAUAGGCACGUGGCUGUCCACGUCUUUCUCGAAGGUGUAUCUCACUCUGGUGGACGCAGUUAACAGAUCCGAUGCGAUUCUCUCCGUCGAACUCGCCGGAAAAGUCCUCGAAGAACACUACAUUUCAAAGCUGAAUUUCUCGUGGCCUCACAUGACGUGCGUUUCUGGAUUCCCACCUCGUGGUAGCCGAGCGAUUCUCGUUAGCUACAUGGAUUCUGAAAACGAGAUUCAAAAGUUCGCUUUAAGGUUCUCCACAUGUGAUGCAGCGGUGACCUUUGUUGCAGCUCUUAAGGAGAAACUCAAGGGCUUAGAGGAAGCUGGGAUCCAGGAACGUGAGCCUGAUACUAGUUUCCAGUCAGAUUACAACACUGGAAAUGAGAUUAUCAUCCCCAGAGCCACUGAAGAAGAGCCAAAUCUGUUUAGACCUCCUAAUAGUUAUGUUCCUGAAAUGUUACCAAGGCUCGAGUAUCAACAAUCCGCCACUGCGGAAGAGCCAAACAUGGUUAAACAUCUUGGUAGCUAUGUUCCUGAAAUGCAACCAAGGCUCGAGUAUCAAACUGGUCAGACCUUCUAUACACCACAAAUCGCCGCUGUGGAGGAGCCAACCAUGGUUAAACAUAUUGGUAGCUAUGUCCCUGAAAUACAACCAAGGCUUGAGUAUCAAACUGGGCAGACCUUAUACCGACCACAAUCCACCCUUAGUCAAAUCCCUAACGAUUCUUUCAGUAACCUCCCUCCGAGUUUCACCACCUUACUCUCUGGCUGCUUCCCAAACUCCACUCUUGAUGCAGGCCAAACAACUAUAAAGCAGGAUCCUGAGCUAAAGUCACAGAUACUGAAGUACAUGGAAGAUUCUUCAUUUCACGACAUGCUGCAGAAAGUAGAGAGAGUUAUGGAAGAAAUAGGAGGUAGCUGGAUUCCCUGAGUUUCAUCUCACAUAUAUAUUCACAAUCUCAAUCUUGUUUUCCAAAUCCAGUAUAUUUUGUUUGAUGCAACGUAUAUGGUUCAGACAUUGUUGAUACUCUUUGUACUUGUGAACGCGAACACUGUACUAGUGUACUUUAACAUUUCUGAAUAUCAAAUGCCCACCCUUAUAAGCUAUA
Raphanus sativus (radish) is the source of this 1301-nucleotide messenger RNA. Its product is annotated as protein POOR HOMOLOGOUS SYNAPSIS 1. The record is from RefSeq and is a predicted model, not a curated record. Bases 38 to 1123 code for a protein of 361 amino acids. The transcript has 8 exons. NCBI's taxonomy places the organism in Eukaryota, Viridiplantae, Streptophyta, Magnoliopsida, Brassicales, Brassicaceae.